AUGAGCACGGAAAGCAUGAUCCGCGACGUGGAGCUGGCCGAGGAGGCGCUCCCCAAGAAGGCGGGGGGCCCCCAGGGCUCCAGGCACUGCCUGUGCCUCAGCCUCUUCUCCUUCCUGCUCGUAGCAGGAGCCACCACCCUCUUCUGCCUGCUGCACUUUGGGGUGAUCGGCCCCCAGAGGGAAGAGUUUCUGAAUGGCCUUCCUCUCGUCAGCCCUUUGGCUCAGACGCUCUCGCUCAGAUCAUCUUCUCAAAACACAAGUGACAAGCCUGUAGCCCAUGUUGUAGCAAACCAACAGGCAGAGGAGCAGCUGGAGUGGCUGAGCCAACGUGCCAAUGCACUCCUGGCCAAUGGCAUGCAGCUCAUAGACAACCAGCUGGUGGUGCCAUCAGAUGGACUAUACCUCGUCUACUCGCAAGUCCUCUUCAAGGGUCAAGGCUGCUCCACCUACGUGCUCCUCACCCACACUGUCAGCCGCUUCGCUGCUUCCUACCCAGACAAAGUCAACCUCCUCUCGGCCAUCAAGAGCCCUUGCCCCAAGGAGACCUCAGAGGGGACUGAGUCCAAGCCCUGGUAUGAGCCUGUCUACCUGGGAGGGGUCUUCCAGCUGGAGAAAGGUGACCGACUCAGUGCCGAGGUCAACCUACCCGACUAUCUAGACUUUGCCGAAUCCGGGCAGGUCUACUUUGGGGUCAUUGCUCUGUGAGAGGGAUAGAUGUCCACACCCUCUUUGUCUCCCUCUCCCUCACUGUCAUCCCUCUGUUACCUGCUCCUUCAGAUGUCUUCAUCUCCUGAUUUAGGAAAGCGAUUAUGGCUCAGGGCCAUACCCUAAGCUUAGAACUCUUAAUGACAACACUCAGAAACCUAGAAUGUGGGGAUAUGUGGCUUGGACAGUGAGACAUUCACUACCCGGUACUGAGAAUUCAAACUGGGGCUUCCAGAACUCACUGGGGCCACAGGUUUUGAUUCCUGAAUUCAACAAGGGACAUCUGGAAUGUGGAGGUCAUUUCUCAGAGACGACCACCAUGUCUUUCUCUCUCAGAUGUUUCUAGAAGCUUCCCUGAGAUGUGGAACCCAGCCCUCCUCACAGGGCCAACCUCCUCUAUUUAUGACUGCA
Molecule: messenger RNA, 1116 nt
Organism: Jaculus jaculus (lesser Egyptian jerboa)
Lineage: Eukaryota; Metazoa; Chordata; Mammalia; Rodentia; Dipodidae
Gene: Tnf
Product: tumor necrosis factor
Exons: 4
Coding region: 1-705 (234 amino acids)
Biological process (GO): extrinsic apoptotic signaling pathway via death domain receptors; immune response; positive regulation of transcription by RNA polymerase II
Cellular component (GO): cell surface; membrane
Molecular function (GO): CD40 receptor binding; cytokine activity; tumor necrosis factor receptor binding
Source: RefSeq, a predicted model, not a curated record